Molecule: messenger RNA, 5071 nt
Organism: Clarias gariepinus (North African catfish)
Lineage: Eukaryota; Metazoa; Chordata; Actinopteri; Siluriformes; Clariidae
Gene: ptar1
Product: protein prenyltransferase alpha subunit repeat containing 1
Exons: 7
Coding region: 10-1224 (404 amino acids)
Biological process (GO): protein prenylation
Cellular component (GO): cytoplasm
Molecular function (GO): protein prenyltransferase activity
Source: RefSeq, a predicted model, not a curated record
ACUCUGAAAAUGGCCGAGUCGGAAGAGGAGGUGGAUGUCUUGGUCCAGAGAGUUGUCAAAGAUAUCACUAACGCGUUUAAAAGAAACCCCGGCAUAGAUGAGAUCGGACUCAUACCAUGCCCGGAGGCUAGGUAUAACAGAAGCCCUAUUGUCCUGGUGGAGAAUAAGCUUGGGGUGGAAAGCUGGUGUGUGAAGUUUUUACUGCCCUACGUGCACAAUAAGCUGCUGCUCUAUCGACAACGCAAGCAGUGGCUGGACCGUGAUGCACUGGUUGAUAUCACAACUACAGUACUGCUACUAAACCCAGACUUUACCACUGCCUGGAAUGUCAGAAAAGAACUUCUUCAAUGUGGCGUGCUAAAUCCAGAGAAGGACCUUUACCUGGGGAAAUUAGCACUGACGAAGUUCCCGAAAAGCCCAGAGACAUGGAUACACAGGCGAUGGGUGCUGCAGAGGCUGCAGAAGGAGCUUUGUGGAACUGACAGGAGGAAUGACUACAGCGAGCAUAUACAGAGGGCCGUGCAUGGGGAAAUGAAGGUGUGUGCGGAUGCCGCGGGCCGCUACCCCAGCAACUACAACGCCUGGUCACACCGUAUCUGGGUCCUGCAGCACAUGGCCAAAGGCAAUCUCAAGAUUCUUCAUGAUGAACUCUCCUCAACAAGGCUUUGGGUGUCCAUGCACGUGUCUGACCACAGCGGCUUUCACUACCGCCAGUUCCUGCUGAAGACACUGCUGGCCGAGCUGGAUCAGGCCCAGCAGACGAACCGAGGAGGCUCAUUAGAUGAGCCACACACUGAUGCUGUCCCUCAACUCUGCCACGAUGAGAUCGAGCUCUGCAAGGACCUCAUCGAGUCGUACCCAGGUCACGAGACCCUUUGGUGCCACAGACGGCAUGUUUUCUAUCUGUGGCACCACUGGCGGAAUCACGGUCAAGAUCAGAGUCCUCUAUCUCCAGGCCACGCCCAAAGUCUUCUUAAUGAUCCUUCAAAGCCUGGUGAUGAACGCAAAAGCUCCCAGGCCAUGGACAUUGACUGUACACUGGAGGGCAGUAAGCACGGAGGCUAUACCCAGGACAGUAAACGGUUGAAGCGAGGCCCACCCUGUCCCACUCUGACUUCUGAACACAUCUUCAUCUCGCGUAUCCUGAGCAGCUGCAGGAACCCCGAACAGGCUCGUUUCGCCAAUGCGUACAGUAAGUGGCUGGACUCAGUCAUAGGUCAGUAGCUGAAGAUGUACUCCUCCCACAUGGACAUGGGCGAGGGUUGAUGUAUCCAGCUUCGUUUUGGCAGCAUCCACUCAAGUCCUGUGCAGAAGAAGAAGGCCGAAGUGUCAAAGCUGCUCUACGAGUGCGUUCCCCUUCAUGAUGAAAACCAAGUGAUGAGCCAUGACAGAGUAAUGCUGGUCUGCAGUAUCUGCUUUUGUUCAGGUACUUGAUAAUCUCAGGUCUGUUUUUUUUCUCAGUUAUUUGAAACUUUUUAUAUAUUUUUUCCCCUUUUUUUGCAUUUUUUUUUUUCGUUUUUUUUUUUUGCACAAAGUAAACGAAUGCAGGAUGUCAGUUGUACACUUCCUGUGAGGAGACUUAGAAGAACACAUUGGAGCUCGAGCAGAUCUGAUCCCAUUUCCUUCUGUAAAAGCCAGACAGGCUUUCUACCUGUUCAUUUGCUCUUCAAACUUUUGUACAGGUCUAUACAGAUUUCAGAGCACUUUACUCUGGUUUAUGAUGUAAGCACAGAGUUUCUCAGAAACAUUUAAAUACACAGAGUGAGCUGAGCCAUUCGGGAUCAAUAUUUAUUAAUACUUUUAAUACGCAGUAAAUAAUACACAACAGAAAUGGGUAGUGCUUGUGCAAUAUGUAGGUUUAUUUCCGUUCUUAUUUAAUGGCAUAGCAAUGACUAAGGCUUCAGAAUUAAGUAUGAUCUUAUGGAAGCACUUUCAUCACACUAUAAAGUUAGGAUAAUCUAGAUAUAACCAGUAGGUGUCAAGCUGCCUGAAGAAUUUCAGCGUUAAAGCACAAGCGUUGUGAUUGGAUUUUCUUUAUGCAGCCAGUGUUUUUCGUUAUGACGGGGAAUUUACGACAGAGCGUGAACAUUUCUUGACUCAUCUGCUUGUAAGGACCGUGUUGUGAUUAGAAUCAGUGCAAGCUACAAAGCUGACGUCUAACACGCAUUGAAUGGUGCUAAUUUUGUCUGCAGCCUCAAAAGGCCUGGGUUGACAGAUGCUGCUUCUCUUGUAACACUACUUUUGAACUAUAUUUAUGCAAAGAAUUGCUAUAAAUUUCAUCAUUGGCUCUUGGGUCAUAAUUUAUUAAAACUAAGCGCUUCAGACGGGUUUACGCUGUACGAUUUCUAGCCCUGGUUUCCUGUUGCAGAUAAAAAAGGAAAAUCCCACAUCAUAAAAUAAUUCUUUGGCUGUGAGGUGAGGUCUGCGGGUCGUAUAAUUAGACACUCUCACAGGAAUGUGAUUCAGCGGUGACCAAAAAGAAUUCUGGGUCAGAAAUGUGUAACUGCUGCUCCAACACUCAUCUCAAAUGCACCAGUAGGAUGGCAGCAUGGGACAUGGGAAAACUCACUGGACAGCUACAAAUGCAUUAGUACCACCAGGAAUGGCAAACCAUGAACAAAAACGUGAUCUUGGUUUUGGUUUACGCAAGGCUAGAUGGUACUAAUUGAUGGCAUAAGCAGUAGUAAUUUUCCUUAAUCGCAGGCCUUUUUGGAGAAUCUUCACUGAAAGCAUACAGCUUAAACCCCAAGCUUUGGACUGUCAUGCUAGAUCUAGCUGUGCAUUAGAAAUUCCUGGGCUCUUAAAGCACUUGGAACAGAACAAUCUUGUAAAGCAGAAGUGAUUUAUGGCACAUUUGUUUAGGGUUGUUUGUAGGAAAGCAUACGCUUUUGUCGUUUUUUCCAGAUGUACUAUACUAUCUUUUUACACAUAAUCUUAACUAUUUACUAGUAAGAGAAUAGAUUUAUAUUGAGAAUAAAAAAUGUUUAAGUUCUAGAACACUUUUAGGUUUGUUCCUCUGAUUUAAAACUAGUACUCCGGGGGAUCCAAACUGACAUUGUUAUUUAGCUUAAAAUCUAGGCUAGACUGGGUUUUAAUUUUGUGUAAAAAAAAAAAAAAAAGUGUGAUAUUUGCGCAGUUGCACCGUGACGAUACAAAAUGAAGUGUUCGGUUUUCCGCACUUGUAUAGUGAUCAAAUAACUUUUAUCUAGGGCUAUUUCCUUUUUGUUUUUUAUUUAUUUUUAUAUAUAUUUUUAUUUGCCUCUUGCCCAGCCUUGAGUGUUUCUCUUGCACCACAUUGCUCUGGGGUGCAGUAGCUUGGCAAUAAAGCCCAUUCUUCCUUCACUCGACAACCAAAUGUAUUGUAAGGUAGACUGUCGUUACGAAGUUGAUCAUACUAUAAUUCUUGGUUCUGUUCUCUGAACCGAGACAGUGUUCCUGUCGAAACAAUAGGUUAGGUUUCAGUGAUCUAAAAUCUACAGGAUUCUUGGUAAAGGAUACUUAUGCUCUCACUGACAGCUUUAUUAAGACCCAAUCCAAGCAGGCAAAAAUGGGGCUGUAGCACAAUGCAUAAACUUGUGUAGACACAUUAGGAUUUUCAUUUAAUAAUAACUGUAGAUAUAUACUUGUAUUAUUAUAUUACUAUAUAUAAAAUAAAAACAUCUACUGAACAGCAAAUCAGUUCUGCAGAACCGCAACAGCCAUAGAACAGCAAAUUGUUGUGUGUUGGUCUUUUUCCUCUCCUGUAUAGUCGAGUUUUGUUAAGCCUUUGCUUAUUGCAGAAGUCAGGCCUCAUAUGGUCUUUCGGUCUUGUAGCACAUCUGCCUCAGUGUUCAACAUGUUAGAUGCAUUUCUGCUCAUCGUUGGUGUAAAGACUGGUUAUGUGAGCCUUCCUGUCAGUUCACUAUUGUCUAGCUGUGCACCUGUGUUCUCUCUCAACAAGGUGUUUUACACAGAAGUGCAGCUUACUGAAAGUGUUUUUUUUUUUUUUUAUUUCACCAUUUUAAAUAAACUGUUGAGGCUUUUAUGCUGAUCAGAGGUAAUCAUCAGUUUCUGUCCAGCACAAACAACCAGGUCACUGAAAGGUCACAAUCUAAUGUUUAAUGAACAGCUUUAUGAACAGUAACUGAAGCACUUUUCCUGAAUCUGUGUGAUUUUAUUCAUUGUGCUGCUGCCACAUUGGACUGGAUAAUCGCCUCAGUGAACGGGUGUACCUAAUAAAGCGGUCAGUGAGUGUGAAAUCAGUCCUCGGUUACACUACAUGUCCCUUAUUAAUACUGGCUUCCAUACAGUUCCUUUACACUGUGGUAAGAUGUACUUGUGGAUACCUGAACUGAUUGUUGUUACAUGUCUGUUACUUGUUGGAAUUGUCACAUUUCUUGUUAAGAAAGCUGCCAUUUUUGUUACUUGUUUGGAGAUUAUUGGUAACAAACAUGCCCUUUUGACGCUUUUUCUGCUUCCAUGGUCCAAAGUGGCACAACAAAUAAGACAACAAAAUUCAUCCUAUUUUUAUUUUAUUUUUUAUUUUUUUUUACUUCACUUUUACAUUUUGUGGUCCUGCUGUACAAGUUCUGCCACUAUACUGACUACCUGCUGAACCAGAGCCAUCAUACAGUCUUAUGUUAUCAGGAGAUAAGCUGCCGUUUCUGAAAACCGCAUCUUUUAUAGCCCUAGUCUUAUCCCUUUAGGGCUUUGACCAUACAUCUAGCCCGAAGUGUAUUCAUUAUUGUUGUCUUAAAUGAGUUGAUGUUCAUAUUACAUUCUUACAUCCUGUCUGUGUAUUAACUGCCUGUUUUGCCAUAACCUUGUACAACAUGCCUUUAACGGCGCUGGUGCAUCUAUGCAGAUACAUUCUCACUAUUUUCACCGAGCUUUGAGACGAAGAAGUGGACACUUGUAGUGUUUUUGUUUCCUCUCACAUAUUUCUAGGUAAGUUUACAUACAGUAAGGUACUGUAGGUUGCUAACAAAUCUAGCAUUUUGUCUGUGUUGUAUAUUUAUUUGUAGAUUGAAAGGACUUGUAUUCACAGUAAUUUGUUUUUGUUAGUUGCCUACAACAUGGAAUAAAAUAUUUC